ACAACCCUUUCGGCUUCCGUCGACUUCGCGUAAGCGCUUGACGUCAGCAUAACAACAACCUGUCAUGACAGCUCGUAUGGGAAAAAAUAUAUCGAUAAACCUAUCAAAUCAUAUAAAAUCGGUUUUACCUGGAUGUGAGAUUGCUUCUACAAGUUUGUGAGACCCAGGAGAUACAGGGCUUUCUUGAACCCAUCAGCUAGCCAGCCGGAGACACGGGGAACAGGAUAGGGAAGCAGGGCGAGGCGGGCCCCGCGGAGCCGGUGGAGAAGAUGGCCGGCAGCCCGGAGAAGAGUUCAACCGCGCAGGAGCUGAAGGAGCAGGGGAACCGGCUAUUCCUCUGCCGCAAGUACCAGGAGGCUGCUACGUGUUACAGCAAGGCUAUUAACCGUAAUCCAUCGGUGGCAGUGUACUACACCAACAGGGCUCUGUGCCAUGUGAAGCUGCAGCAGCAUGACAAGGCUCUGGCUGACUGUAAGCAUGCGCUGGAGCUGGACAGCCAGUCAGUGAAGGCUCACUUCUUCCUAGGCCAGUGUCACCUGGAGCUGGAGAACUACGACGAGGCCAUCGGCAACCUGCAGAAAGCUUAUAACCUGGCAAAAGAACAGAGGCUGAAUUUCGGAGAUGAUAUUCCCAGCGCCUUGCGCAUUGCGAAGAAGAAACGUUGGAAUAGCAUCGAGGAGAAGCGCAUCAACCAGGAGAACGAGCUACAUGCCUAUCUGACCAAACUCAUAAUCGCUGAUAAAGAAAGAGAACUAGAAGAAUACAAAGAGAAACAGGACGACAAUCAAAAUGGAGGCGAUAUUGCCAAGAUUUCAACAAAAAAUGACAAGUAUCUAAUGGACAUGGAGGAGCUCUUCUCUCAAGUGGAUGAGAAAAGAAAAAAGCGGGAGAUCCCAGAUUACCUGUGUGGGAAGAUCAGCUUUGAGCUGAUGAGGGAACCCUGCAUCACACCCAGUGGGAUCACUUAUGAUCGCAAGGACAUUGAAGAGCACCUACAGCGGGUGGGUCACUUCGACCCGGUCACCAGGAGCCCCCUGACCCAGGACCAGCUGAUCCCAAACCUGGCCAUGAAGGAGGUGAUCGAUGCCUUUAUCCAGGAGAACGGCUGGGUGGAGGACUACUAAAGGGACCGCCCCCACCACCAUCCCCUCCCAUCUCUCAAUCCAUACUCCCCAUACUCAACACAAAGCCUGGACAACACCAGACUAUAGAAGCCCCCCCCCCCCUGUCUGGAUUAUGUACUUUUACACAAGCGGGAAACACCACAUUAUGGACUACCAGAUGGGAGCCAUGUAUCUCGGUCUGCCUCUUACCCCCCCCCACCACAUUUGAUCUUUGCUGUAAAACUCCCCGCUCAUACUUUCUGAGGCUCUGCUGCUCCCUUUAAGACCC
Messenger RNA from Gymnodraco acuticeps, 1392 nucleotides. RefSeq names its product STIP1 homology and U-Box containing protein 1 (gene stub1). Lineage: Eukaryota; Metazoa; Chordata; Actinopteri; Perciformes; Bathydraconidae. The transcript is spliced from 8 exons. Bases 270 to 1124 code for a protein of 284 amino acids. The record is from RefSeq and is a predicted model, not a curated record. Gene Ontology annotation, biological process: cellular response to misfolded protein; proteasome-mediated ubiquitin-dependent protein catabolic process; protein polyubiquitination. Gene Ontology annotation, cellular component: cytoplasm; Z disc. Gene Ontology annotation, molecular function: protein-folding chaperone binding; ubiquitin protein ligase activity.